AGAAAAAAAACCGUUGAACUCUGUUGAUGAUUUCCAAGUAUGUGAGGCAGUAAUAAUAUUUUAGUAACUGAGAAAAUACUUGCGUUAAAUUGUCGAUUUUUGAGUUUGAAUCUGUCCAGCAUUUGACGUCUUCUGCGUGGAAAAUCGAUGCAUGUUGCGGUCUUUUGUGUUUAAGAGAAGCAGAUACGUUGGCCUGCUGUUUCAGUCGGUAUUGUGCGGUUUCCAUGUGGCGAAGAACCGUAGAUGUUUGAGCCUUUAAUGCGUUAUUUGACGGGACAGUGCUAGCUUUAUCUGUAUUUUGAGCUAUUUCCGAAUAGGUUUGAAGUUGUAGACGUUUGAUCGGGCGUUUUUCAGAUUAGGGCUUGCUGUCAAUGGGAUAUUUGAUUCAGUCAGAAGAGUGCGUGUCAUUUGCCAUUGUCUACAAUGCUUGGUGGCUCUCUUUUUCUGGGAAAAGGAAGCGUGGGAAUGCAUAAAAAGUACAAUUCAAAAUCCAGGCCGGUGUGUGAGCUAUAUGUAGAAAAUGUUUAUCCUCUAUAUCCAGACUUGGGCUUUGGCAGAAGUAAAAAUCACAGGUGUCCUUUGCUCAUGGAACACACAUCGGAGCGAUCGGAUCAAGAGCACAUUGUUUUGAAUGUUAGCACUGGUAAUGCCACCGUUUCGGUGUCUCGUCAAGGGGAUGUGGCAACUGUUGCAGAACAGGAAACACCAUCCACAAGCACGCAGGCCCCAUCUUGGCCAGUUCCUUCAUCUUCAUCUGUGAGGAAUGCCUCUUUUCCUAGAGCUGGUGAUUUGCGAAAUUAUGGUCGUCGACAAAGAGCAAGCCCAUUGAAUUCGGGUCUUUGGAUAUCCUUUGAGCUUACCAUAACAGUUAGUCAGAUAAUAGCUUCUAUUAUUGUUUUGUCGCUGUCAAGGAAUGAGAAUCCCCAAGCCCCAUUAUCUGUUUGGGUUGUAGGUUAUGCUUCAGGAUGUCUUGCCACACUUCCUCUUUUAUAUUGGCGCUAUAGGCAUCGGUAUAUACGCAUGCCAGAUCAAGACCCGUCACCCUCAUCCAUUGCUUCCCGUUCUAGUCCUCCUCUUUCACAAAAUGCCUCUUAUACAGCAGUAUCACUGCCUCAAGCUUCAGGGGAGGAAGAGGUCCAUGGCAGAUCUCAGUCAUUAAGAAGCAAUCGAGACACAACUUCAACGAAUCCAAGGCUUAAUGUAUUUGUAGAACGGUUCAAAAUGGCAUUGGAUUGCUUCUUUGCUGUUUGGUUUGUUGUUGGUAAUGUGUGGAUAUUUGGUGGUCAUUCGUCCUCAAGUGAUGCUCCAAAUCUUUACAGGCUGUGUAUUGUAUUUCUUACAUUAAGCUGUAUUGGUUAUGCUAUGCCUUUCAUUUUAUGUGCAACAAUAUGCUGCUGCUUACCCUGUAUCAUAUCUCUCCUUGGACUUCGGGAGGAUCAGACCCAAACAAGAGGAGCUGCACCUGAAAUAAUUGGUGCUUUGCCAAAAUAUAAGUUCAAAGCAAAAAAGUCAACUGAAGGAAAUGGAAGCAAAGAUGACAGCGAAAAUCACUCAGAGAGUUCAGGUGAGGGUGGCAUUAUAGCAGUUGGUACUGAGAAAGAAAGGUCUGUUUCGGGCGAAGAUGCGAUGUGUUGUAUUUGCUUGGGCAAAUAUAAGGAUGAUGAGGAUCUGAGAGAGUUGCCCUGCACACACUACUUUCAUGUUGAAUGUGUUGACAAGUGGUUGAAAAUAAAUGCAUCUUGUCCUCUUUGCAAACAUGAAAUUGGAGAAUCCAGUGAAUCAGCAUCAGAAUCUGUUGGAGAUAUAAGACAGAAUGGAAAUGGAUAAAUAUUGGAUUGAGGUAGAGUGAAUCAGGGAGAACUAGUUACUUAAAUUUUAUGUUGUACAGACGGGUUAAAAAUCCAGGACAUAAUCAUCAAUUUUGACUGUUUUCUAGUCAUAUCCAACAUAUUUUGGCCAUGUUGUAGGCAGAUGGCCUACAACUAAAACACUUAGGAAGGAAUUACCAAAAAUCUUGUAAGAAAGACCAGCAUUGUUUUCAGCUGCUAAUAGGAAAAGUGCAAUUGAAAUACAAAAGGUCCACUGUUUCACUAUCGGGAAGGUGCAGCAUAUGGAUCUGAUUUGCAGGGUACCACAUGAAGAAAUUUAACAGUUAAACUGCAACCACGCAGCAGUUUCAAAAGUUUGUGCAAUCCAAGCCAUGACUAAUUGGGGUCAAUUAACGGUGGCCAUAUAAGGCCGUUAGACAAAUUCUAAAGGUUAUAUAUUUCCAGAGUGCAAGCUAGCGUGUCAAUAGUUUUUGAAAUUUUUGAAAUCGUGUGCAGUAUUUAGUAAGAUGCUGUGUGUAAUUUGGAUAGACAUUAUCUGUUUUUUUUGUUUACAAAAUUCUGCAUUCAAAUUUA
Cryptomeria japonica (Japanese cedar) is the source of this 2402-nucleotide messenger RNA. RefSeq names its product E3 ubiquitin-protein ligase At1g63170. Gene Ontology annotation, cellular component: membrane. Gene Ontology annotation, biological process: monoatomic ion transport. Lineage: Eukaryota; Viridiplantae; Streptophyta; Pinopsida; Cupressales; Cupressaceae. The coding region runs from base 424 to 1827 and encodes 467 amino acids. The transcript is spliced from 7 exons. The record is from RefSeq and is a predicted model, not a curated record. Gene Ontology annotation, molecular function: zinc ion binding.